Messenger RNA from Solanum verrucosum, 870 nucleotides. RefSeq lists its product as uncharacterized. NCBI's taxonomy places the organism in Eukaryota, Viridiplantae, Streptophyta, Magnoliopsida, Solanales, Solanaceae. The coding region runs from base 1 to 870 and encodes 289 amino acids. The transcript has a single exon. The record is from RefSeq and is a predicted model, not a curated record.
AUGGGAAGGGAGAAACGGACAUGUCAAGGUAAACAACACUUCAGCCAUCCCCACUUGUUGAAACUAAUUGUCAAUCCAUCUGAAACACUCACUUGCAAUGCUUGUGAGCAACCAAAUAUUACUAAUACUACUUUCUAUGGCUGCAAUACCUGCCAAUAUUUCCUCCAUGAAAACUGCCUCAAUGCUCCGCGUUUUCUCGAUCAUUCAUCUCAUCCUUCCCACCACUUGACCCUUCUCCCAACUCCAACUUACUCGAAUAGUUCCUAUACUUGCAAGGCUUGUGGCUCUGCUGGCAAUGGCUGUAGCUUUAGCUGUGCCUGUUGCGAAUUUGAUGUCCACAUGCACUGUGCCCUUUUGCCCCAAACUGUUGUCCUUCCCCAGCACCAUCAUCAUGAACUUGAGCUCAUAUUCGAAUCCCCUUUUUAUGAUGAUGCUGAUGAUGGAAGCAACGUUUUUGUCUGUGAUCUCUGUCGCGACAAUGUAGAUCUUAAUAACUGGUUGUAUUAUUGUGCUGAUUGUGAUUUUGGUACACAUCUCGGAUGUGCCAUUUCCAAAUCUUUCAGCGAACAAGAACGUCCGAAACUGUUGGGCAACAAACCAAGAGAAAAUCCAGUAGUAAUCAGGAAAACAGAGGAGGUACCCAUCAAGAACGAAAAGGAAAUCAAUCAAGAAGAAGAGGCAGAGGAAGAAGAAGAAGCAGAAGAAGAAGACGAAGAGGAAGCAGAAGCAGAAGCGGAAGACGAAGAAGAGCAGAAGAGGAAGAGGAACUCAAUUAUCCAAAGUCAAUACUUAUUGAUAAACAUCAACAUGAGUUGGAGCUCUGCUUUGGUUCUCCUUAUGAAGAUAAGGAUACCCGACAAUUUGAAAUAA